AUGGCCGAUCAAGACGAUCUCAGUGGAAAGAGCAUGGAAGCAAUCGAAAAUGGAGACGAACAGUUAGGUGAGAACGGUGAUGCUGACGGUGCCACUGGUCAUGUUGAAGAUCAAGAAUUAGAAGCCAUUAAAGCUAGAGUUCGUGAAAUGGAAGAAGAAGCUGAAAAAUUGAAACAAAUGCAGACUGAAGUUGAUAAGCAGAUGAAUCUUGGCAGCCCGCCAUCCACGAUACCAGGUGGGUUGAAUUUAUCAUUUGAAGAAAAGGUAGAAGUGGACAACCGGUCCAUUUAUGUAGGAAAUGUAGAUUAUGGUGCUACUGCUGAAGAAUUGGAAUCACAUUUCCAUGGGUGUGGGUCUAUUAAUCGAGUUACAAUUCUAUGUAAUAAGUUUGAUGGUCAUCCUAAGGGCUUUGCUUACAUUGAAUUUGCUGACAAAGAUUCUGUUCAAACAGCCAUGGCAAUGGAUGAGUCAUUAUUCCGAGGCAGGCAAAUUAAGGUUAAUCCUAAGAGAACUAACCGUCCUGGAUUGAGUACAACAAACAGAGGAUUUCGGGGCGCUCGAGGAAGAAGCAGGUAUGCACGAGGAGCUUUCUAUGGUUUCACCAGAUCGAGGAGAGCAAGAGUUUUCCGUCGACCUUAUUAUAUGCCAUACUGA
This is a messenger RNA of Nezara viridula (southern green stink bug), 654 nucleotides long. NCBI's taxonomy places the organism in Eukaryota, Metazoa, Arthropoda, Insecta, Hemiptera, Pentatomidae. The record is from the annotation of a GenBank genome assembly.